AUGUCUAACAGCGGCUACCUCAUGGUCCUGGUGGAAAGCUUAAGACAAGAGGACCUGGCCCUGCAGAGUCUGCUCAGCCCCCAGCCUCCACUACUUAAAGCCCUCUACAUCUAUGAGUCGAAAAUGGGGGCAGCAGAGUUACUUCACUGUCGGCUGACUGUGCAGCUGGUGCAGUGUGAGGUGUAUGACAUGCGUCCAGAGACUCUCACAGGUCUGGUGGCGAUGCCAGGUCCAGGUCUUAAGAGAGGUACAGGUCAAAUGCAGGAGAAUGUUCAGUGUGGUGUCCCUCUUCUCAGCAGGGUGUAUGGACAGAGGGACCCCUCGGGUUUUAUUCCAAAUCCACUCGAUCGCUACAGACAGAUCCUCCUCCCAGUGCUGCGUCUCUGCCAGGUCAUCCUCACCUCCAGUACCGCACAGCACCAUCAGGCUGCAGCACAGUUCUUGAUUGUCCACUCUGACACAGUCCACUCCAUUCUGCGCUGCCAGGAGGUAACGGCCGGCUCCCUACAGGAGCUGUCUCCACUGACGGGCAUCAUCAGCAAAGUGGUGCUGCCAGCCUUGGGGUUAUGGAAUGCCCUUUUGGAUUCCAUUGUGUCAUUAUCAAGCCUCUCCGGGUUUAAAACUGCUGAUCAGCGUCAUCUGCGUCCUGAGGUGUUGUUGUGGACCCUGGGCCAGGAUGUUAACAGCGGAUCCCUAAUGGAGUAUGAGGGGCACAUUAGCCGAUUCCAGCGCCAGUGCCUAUCCUUACUCAGUCGCUUUGCAGGAUCAGAGCGAAUGAGACAGAUGAAGCUGGCUGAGGAAACAGCAACCCAGGGAGACUCUGCAGACCAGAGAGAGAUGAUGGAAGCCUCCAUCCAGCAGAUUUGUGCCAACGUUAUGGAGUCCUGCCAGUCCCUGCUUCUCCAGAGCUCCCUUGAAUCCCAGUUCAGCGUGUGUCUCUUUAGCCCCACAAUGUCUUAGUAAGCGAGCCGGGACGGACCCAGAGCGGAUGACAGGAGUCCCACACUCCCACGUUCCCUGUAUGGGGCUCAUCAUUUACCUUCUCAAACAGACGGCAACCGACUUCUUCUGCUUCUAUGAGAGCCACUGGCAGUGGCAGCAAGAUGCAGAGGGUGGAGAACCUUCCCCCAGACGAUGUCAAGGAGUUGUGUCAGUCCCUGGUCAGCCUAUCCUCUGGAGUGGAUAAGAUCUCCUCCUCUCAGCGCUACAUCCUGGCCAAGCGGCGUCUGGUGAAGAUUAUCAACAACCGGGCAAAACUGCUGUCGCUCUGCUCCUACAUCAUUGAGACCUGCCUGUUUGUGCUCUGGCGCCACCUGGAGUAUUACAUGCUUCACUGCACCCCUGCUAACACUCAGGACCCUCCUGAGUGCCCGACCCUCCUUCAGAAGCAGGCGUCCAGAGGAUUCCUUUGGAGUUUUUCCAGCCACUGAUGUGAGAAGUUCCGGCCUCUCUCGAGUGAGCCAGCAGGACUUGGAUCAGUUGCAGAACGACAUGGCUUGUAGUUUUGGGGAAUCGCUUCAGAAGAUACUUCUAGAGGUGGAAGGGCUCUAUUGCCAGGUCCGCUCACGAUAUACAUUCAUUCAGGCACUGGUGAGACGCAUCAGGGGCCUUCUAAACCCCAAGAGCUAACGUGCUGCCCUGCCCACUGCCAGAAGAAAUGACUAAGCACAGAAGUAGCUCAGCUGCCUUUAUUUGUAUUUAAACUGGUGUCUUUACAGGAAAAUAAUCCACCAUUAUGGCUCUACUUUUUGUAUUUCGUUUUUCAACAGAUAUUAGAACACUGUAAAAUAAGCCUCCCCCAAAGUGAAAAUAAAUGUGACUAUUUAA
Messenger RNA from Acipenser ruthenus (sterlet), 1827 nucleotides. RefSeq names its product nuclear pore complex protein Nup205-like. Gene Ontology annotation, cellular component: nuclear pore; nuclear pore inner ring. The transcript is spliced from 13 exons. The record is from RefSeq and is a predicted model, not a curated record. Gene Ontology annotation, biological process: nuclear pore organization. NCBI's taxonomy places the organism in Eukaryota, Metazoa, Chordata, Actinopteri, Acipenseriformes, Acipenseridae. Gene Ontology annotation, molecular function: structural constituent of nuclear pore. Bases 1 to 960 code for a protein of 319 amino acids.